GAGAGAGAGAAAGAGAGAGGGGUGGAGUUAGAUAGAGCUCAAACACAAAAGAUGUUUGAUGGAGUGCCAGACCAGUUUCACCAGUUCAUAGCCUCCUCAAGAGCUUCAUCACUCUCUCUCCCUCUCUCUUUCCCACUUCAACACGCCUCUUCACCCCCACCGCCGCCACCGCCUCUCGCUUCUUUGAAUUUCCCUGCCUUCGAUCUCUACCCUCCUCACCACCACCACCACCACCACCACCAUCAUCUGCAGCAGCCGCCUCCCCACUUCCUGCAACCGCUGCACCAACCACCUACAGCCCAGAAGGACAUCAUCCAUGAAGAGAUAGAUGGGGAGAACAGCUUGGUCCCCGUGAAUUUGGGCAUUGAUCAGAGAGACAGAUCCAAAUUGGCAGAAGCAGCCACUGUUGAUGAUGAUCACCAGUGGACUAGUGAUGAAGUGCUUGCACUGUUCAAAAUCAAAUCUAGCAUGGAGAAUUGGUUCUCUGAAUUCACUUGGGAACAUGUAUCCAGGAAGCUUGCAGAGCUUGGCUUCAGAAGGAGUGCUGAGAAGUGCAAGGCAAAAUUUGAAGAAGAAAGUAUCAGAUCAUAUACACCCACUAGUGUUAGUUAUCCCAAGAACGACAGGUUGCUGAGUGAGCUUGAAGAGCUGUGCAAUAGUAAUCAUGGAGAUCACCAGAACAAUCCUCAACUACUUGCAGCUGACAAGAGCACUGAUAAUAAGGUGGGAAAGCUCAGAGUAGGAGAAGAAGAAGACAAGAUGGCUGGUCAGAUGAUUCAGAACUUCGAUGGCACCAAUUCAAGAAAUGAAUUGCGUGCGACUGUGAAUGAUGCAUCGGAGGACAUUUACAAAAAGGUAGCAACAGAUGAUGAGGACCACAUCAACAGGUCAUCCUCAAAGGGCAAGAAGAGGAAGCGAUCACAAGAGGAGAGACUGCUGAAGUAUGAGCUGUUCAAGGGCUUAUGUGAGAGUGUUGUCCACAGGUUGAUGGCACAGCAGGAAGAGAUGCACAAGCAGCUGCUUGAGGACAUGGUGAGGAGAGAGAAGGAGAUGGUGGAGAGAGAGGAGGCAUGGAAGAGGGAGGAGAUGGAGAGGAUGAACAAGGAGCUUGAUGCCAGGGCGCAUGAGCAGGCCAUUGCAGGUAACAGACAGGCCACCAUCAUUGAGUUCCUCAAGAAGUUCACUUCCUUCGACGGUGAUGUUGAUCACAACCCGCAUUUGCUAUCCAACUCUUCAAGUCCAUGCUCCUUGGCUGAGCCCAACUCCUCAAACCCUAAUGACAAUUCUAGCACUUCCCAUAUGGGCACGCACAAGCAAAGCCAUGUUGUUGAAGUUCCCACUUCGUCUUCUCUGGAAAAUCACAAUCAAUCCACUUGUUCUUCCUCCCUCCAAAGCACACCCACCAAGCAAGACCCAAGUUCAGCUUCAGCAGCAAUGGCUCAAACUGAAUCCAGGUGCAACCCACCAACUUUGACCACAAUGACUCCGCAAAACCCUAAUCCUCUCAACCCCCAUCAAAAGACCAAUCAUGGGUCACAAAACUCAUAUCCAAAUGCGGCCAAAGAUCAGGACCUUGGAAAGAGAUGGCCAAGAGAUGAAGUCCAAGCGCUCAUAAACCUUAGGUGCAGUCUCUAUGGUGGUACUUAUAACGAAGAUCACAAAUUGGAAGGAUCAAACAACAACAACAAAGCUCCACUUUGGGAGAGAAUCUCACAGAAGAUGUUGGAGCUGGGCUACGAGAGGAGUGCCAAGAGGUGCAAAGAGAAGUGGGAGAACAUAAACAAGUACUUCAGAAAGACCAAAGACAACGACAAGAAGAGGUCUCUCGACUCGAGGACAUGCCCUUACUUCCACCAACUGAGCCACUUGUACAGCCAAGGAAAGCUCCUCGCCGCUGCUGCGGCGCCCGCCGACCAGGCCCCGCCGGAGAGCCGCCUGGCCUUGCCGGAGGCCGGCACUCACGACGAUUCAUCUGCCGCGCAAUGUGGUGACAAGGGCGUGGCCAAUCAGGUAGCUCCAGCUGCUAAUUUUGAGUUUUAAGUCCUGAGAAAGAGAGUUUUAUUCAUUUUUUUCUUCUUUCGCAUGUUUUUGGUGUGCAGUCAUGAUGAUAAUAAUCAUAAAGUGGUAGGCUAGGCUAGCUGGCCUUUUUCUCUCUGCGAAGAUUUGAGUAGCAGCAGUCCCUUUUUGUUAUGUUCUUCCCUUUGUUUCUAUUAUAUGUAUAUGAUUUUCCCUUCCGAGGACAAUGUCAGUGUAAAGUUGCAGCAUGUGCACCGACAGGUUUGAGAAAUGAGAUUUGCAUUAUCUUUCCAAA
Molecule: messenger RNA, 2311 nt
Organism: Syzygium oleosum
Lineage: Eukaryota; Viridiplantae; Streptophyta; Magnoliopsida; Myrtales; Myrtaceae
Product: trihelix transcription factor GTL2
Exons: 3
Coding region: 52-2040 (662 amino acids)
Source: RefSeq, a predicted model, not a curated record